CGUUUCAUAACGAAAAUGUGAUUAAAAUGAAUCUUUAUAAUAAUGUUGACAAUCAAUCAUAAUCCGUCUAUAAAGAAGAAAAAGAGAUGAAACACUAGCAUUAAGACUUUCACUUCCUCAUAUAUUUAGUAGAAGAAACAAAAAUCCAUGGAAGCUGAAAACGCAUCUGAAUUCGAUUUGGCUUGGCUCGACUCCAUACAAACCUUUCUUCUCAAUGAUUUCGAUUCCGAUUUCGAUUUCAAUUUCGGUUUGGAUUCCUCACCUGCAAAUUCUCCGAUCAAUGCGACGGUUCCUAUCAAAGACGAGAGCAAAUCUUCGUCGCAGUUGCUGAGCGACGAGAGUGAUUCCGCGGGCGUUGCGGCGGCGGCGGAGUGGAAGCGGUACAGAGGCGUGAGGCGGCGUCCGUGGGGGAAGUUCGCGGCGGAGAUAAGGAAUCCGGAUAAGAAAGGGUCGAGGCUGUGGCUGGGGACGUACGAGACGCCGGAGGAGGCGGCCGUGGCUUAUGACAGAGCCGCCUUCAAGCUGCGCGGAUCCAGGGCUCGGGUCAAUUUCCCUCACCUUAUCGGGUCGGGCGUUUUGGAGCUGACCCGGGUGACGAAGCGGCGUCGAACUUCGAAAGAGCCGUUGAAACAUGCGAAAAAUGAAAAUGAAAUAGUAUCGUGUAGAGGCUGAUUAGGCCUUUUUUUUUCUCUUUCUAACUUUUUUUGGAUCUAAAUUUGGACAACAAUUAUGUACACUUGAAGCCUCACAUAUCAGUAAUUUUGUUGUUCUCUAACUCAGAUUAAUUUGGACAAAAACGGAUGCAGCCGUGCU
Messenger RNA from Salvia splendens (bonfire salvia), 813 nucleotides. RefSeq names its product ethylene-responsive transcription factor 1. The record is from RefSeq and is a predicted model, not a curated record. Gene Ontology annotation, molecular function: DNA binding; DNA-binding transcription factor activity. The transcript has a single exon. Gene Ontology annotation, biological process: regulation of DNA-templated transcription; ethylene-activated signaling pathway. The coding region runs from base 148 to 672 and encodes 174 amino acids. Lineage: Eukaryota; Viridiplantae; Streptophyta; Magnoliopsida; Lamiales; Lamiaceae.